GUGGAUUCAACUGCAUUACUUCAAUGACUAUUCAAAACACUCACAGUUUUGUCUUCUUUGUGUUAUUGGGUAUAGGGAUAUGUUCUGCAGCCAGAACACUCCUACAUUAUGAAGAGCCCGUCCAUGUUCCUGCUGUCGGCUAUGGCGCAGGCCAUGGCGGGGGCGGCGGCGGCGGUGGUGGAUCGGGUUAUGGAGGUGGUGGUGCUGCGGAUUAUGGUGGUGCUGGGGGAUAUGGUGGCGGAGGAGGUGCAGGAAGUGGUGGGGGUUAUGGAGCAGUAGGAGAACAUGGUGCUACUGGCUAUGGAGGUGGUAGUGGCGGUGGAGAAGGCGGUGGCGUUGCCUAUGGAGGUGCUGGUGGACAUGGUGGUGGCGGCGGCGGUGGUAGUGGUGGUGGAGAAGGCGGUGGCGUUGCCUAUGGAGGUGCUGGUGGACAUGGUGGUGGUGGUGGUGGCGGCAGCGGUAGUGGUGGCGGUGGUGCUUAUGGUGGUGGAGGUGCUUAUGGUGCAGGGGGUGCUGGAGGAUAUGGAAGUGGGGGUGGUGAAGGAGGUGGUGCCGGCUAUGGUGCUGGUGGGGAACAUGGAGUGGGCGGUGGUGGAGGUGGCGGUACUGGUGGUGGAGGUGGCUCUGGCUCUGGAUAUGCUGGAGAGCAUGGCAGUGGUUAUGGAGGUGGAGCUGGUGGUGGAGGUGGCUCUGGCUCUGGAUAUGCUGGAGAGCAUAGCAGUGGUUAUGGAGGUGGAGCUGGUGGUGGAGCUGGCGGCGGCUAUGGUGCUGGUGGUGAACAUGGCGGAGGCUACGGAGGAGGUGGCGGACAUGGUGGGGGUGCCGGAGGAGGUUAUGCUGCUGGAGGAGCAAGUGGAGGAGGAUAUGGUAGUGGGGGAGGGGCUGGCGGUGGAGCUGGAGGUGGAGCUAGUGGUGGCUAUGCGGGUGGUGCCGGUGGAGGAGGAGGUUCUGGUGGUGGCAGCGGCUAUGGAGGAGCACAUGGAGGUGCAUACGGAGGAGGUGGUGGGGCCGGUGAGGGUGGUGGCCAUGGGGGUUAUGUUCCUUGAGAUUCCCCUUACUACUUGUUUGUCACUAAAAACUUUACCUCUUCUUACCUAUAUUAAAUUAUUAAUAGUAUUAAAAAGGAAAAAAAAAGAAGAUAAAUGUGGGUAUAAGAGGAUUAUUAUAACUUUGAGUAUAUGAAGAAUCCCUAUUGUAUGCUCCGAAAGAUUGUAUCUAUUGAUGAUUAAUAUGGAUUCUUGUUCUUCAUGAUAUAUUUAUGAAUGUUACGUAACAUUGUGCUGCGGACAUUUGAAUAA
Messenger RNA from Prunus dulcis (almond), 1298 nucleotides. Its product is annotated as glycine-rich cell wall structural protein 1.8. The transcript has a single exon. The coding region runs from base 24 to 1046 and encodes 340 amino acids. Lineage: Eukaryota; Viridiplantae; Streptophyta; Magnoliopsida; Rosales; Rosaceae. The record is from RefSeq and is a predicted model, not a curated record.